This is a messenger RNA of Syzygium oleosum, 1021 nucleotides long. Its product is annotated as protein DMP2-like. NCBI's taxonomy places the organism in Eukaryota, Viridiplantae, Streptophyta, Magnoliopsida, Myrtales, Myrtaceae. Bases 37 to 768 code for a protein of 243 amino acids. Gene Ontology annotation, biological process: endomembrane system organization. The record is from RefSeq and is a predicted model, not a curated record. The transcript has a single exon.
CUUGAGGUCAUUUCAAGACACAAAACACAAUCCCAAAUGCCUCUCCCAAUCCUAGGCAGCUUGUUCAUUUUUCAAAAAUUAGUUAGCAUUGUAAAAAAAAUGGGCAACAAGAUCUCUUCCCAAUCUUCCACUACCAAUUCUCAGCAACAAAGCAGCAGCAGCACCACCACCACCACCAGCAGCAGCAGCAGUAGCAGCAGUAGCAGCAGCGCAUACACCGGACUAGGCAACAUCAUCAAGCUCCUUCCGUCCGGGACCGUCUUCUUGUUUCAAUUCCUCAACCCUCUUCUGACCAACAACGGCGAGUGCCACACUUAUAACAAGUACCUAAGCGCCAUUCUGAUCGCAGUUUGUGGCAUUUCAUGUUUUGUGGCUAGCUUCACCGACAGCUACAAGGGGACGGAUGGGUCGACCCACUAUGGGUUCGCCACGGCCAAGGGCAUCUGGCCUAGCUCGAGCUCCGGUAGCUCCACGAGCUCGUCGGGGUAUAAGCUUCGGUUUUCGGACUUUGUCCAUGCUUUCUUGUCGGUGAUUAUUUUUGCAGUUCUGGCGUUGUUGGACACGAACACCGUGAAGUGCUUCUAUCCGUCUUUCGAGAAUACGGAGAAGACUUUGAUCACGGUUCUGCCGACUGUGAUCGGCUCGAUCUCGAGCACGCUGUUCACGUUGUUCCCGAGCACACGCAACGGAGUUGGGUAUCCUUCAAGUGGCACUAGUACCACCUCGGAGACUAGUACUACCUCGGAGAGCAAUGCCGCGAAAGUUUGAUGACACACAAAAGCACAUAUGCAUGAUACAGUGCAAUUUCAUGCAUAUUUCCAAAUAAAUGCAUCUAGGGUUUCUCAUGUUAGACUCAUGUGCUCUAGGAUGAGUACAUAAUUACGAUUAUAAGUAUUUGUUGCUGUAGAUCUUACAAUGUAUCGGUAGAUCUGAUCUAUUUGUAGUGGAAUUCAUUUAUUUAUCAAUGUCUUUUGGUUAGUUUGUCAUCACGAGUGGUAUAUAUCAAUCAUAGUCAGCUUCA